Labeo rohita (rohu) is the source of this 5741-nucleotide messenger RNA. RefSeq names its product potassium voltage-gated channel subfamily A regulatory beta subunit 1a (gene kcnab1a). The coding region runs from base 691 to 1887 and encodes 398 amino acids. The transcript is spliced from 14 exons. Gene Ontology annotation, molecular function: voltage-gated potassium channel activity; transmembrane transporter binding; potassium channel regulator activity. Gene Ontology annotation, biological process: transmembrane transport; negative regulation of delayed rectifier potassium channel activity; potassium ion transport. The record is from RefSeq and is a predicted model, not a curated record. Lineage: Eukaryota; Metazoa; Chordata; Actinopteri; Cypriniformes; Cyprinidae. Gene Ontology annotation, cellular component: extrinsic component of cytoplasmic side of plasma membrane; membrane; juxtaparanode region of axon.
GAGUGCUUUAAACAGACGUGGACGGCUGCCUACUGCUCAUUCCCCCAGAGCUGUAGCGCAGAUGAAGCAUCACUGCUGAGCUCACCAAAAAACAGAUCUAAAGAGAAAAGAGGAAAAAAGAGUAAACAGAGAAAGAAAAAGCAGGACAGAUGUUCAUUAGAAGCUCAAAUUAUUAUCAGCUGGAGAAAGUGUUUUGAAUGUGUGUGAGUGAGAGAGUGUAAGAAAAGAGGAAGACCUCCGAAGAGAGGAGAGAAGUGUCAGCAGAGCUGUGGAUUUAUGCUGUCCAGUCUUGACAUCCCUCCCUCCUUUCCUCCUCCUCUCCUCCCCCCUUCAGCAGGCGGGCUUUUUGUGGCUGACCAUGCGAGGAUCCUCUCAGUGCUGCGGGAAUCUCCUCUCCUCCUCCGGAUAGUUCUGCAGCUCUCGUUCUGUGGCUCAUUGACCCCGACGCAGCUUUGAUAGUUGUCUUUGUCACGAGGGAACGUCUUGGACAAGGAGCAACGCAACUUUUGGACUGUGUAGACAUCUCCUUUUUCCUUGUGCUCAAUAAUUGAUGCAGUUGCUCUGCUGUUGCUUUGACCGUAUCCACAGGACGGGAUCAGGGAGGAAGGUCGGGACUGUGACCCCCGCAUGAUCCCUCAGUGUGUCCACUCUGUAUUGUAGACUGCAUCUUCUUCGUUCUCCUCAUCCAGCAUGCAGGUCUCAAUCGCUUGCACGGACCACAAUCUGAAGGGUCGGAAUGGGGACCACGGAAAAACAAAUGCCACCAGCCCCAAUGUGGUGAACGCGGCACGGGCGAAGUUCCGCACAGUCGCCAUCAUCGCCCGGAGCUUUGGCUCUUUUACCCCACGCCACCACAUCUCCCUCAAAGAAUCUACUGGCAAGCUCACCGGCAUGAAGUACCGGAACCUCGGGAAAUCUGGACUGCGAGUAUCAUGCCUCGGUCUGGGCACAUGGGUGACAUUUGGAGGACAGAUUUCAGAUGAAGUGGCGGAGCAGCUGAUGACUAUCGCGUAUGAGAGUGGGGUGAACCUUUUUGACACCGCAGAGGUGUAUGCUGCUGGAAAAGCUGAAGUCAUACUGGGAAACAUCAUCAAAAAAAAGGGCUGGAGGCGAUCCAGUCUGGUUAUUACCACAAAGCUCUACUGGGGUGGAAAAGCCGAGACUGAACGAGGCCUUUCUAGGAAACACAUUAUUGAAGGUCUUAAGGGCUCCUUGCAGAGGAUGCAGCUGGAAUAUGUCGAUGUGGUCUUCGCCAACCGGCCUGAUAGUAACACACCGAUGGAGGAGAUUGUCAGAGCCAUGACCUACGUGAUAAACCAAGGCAUGUCCAUGUACUGGGGAACCUCACGAUGGACUGCUAUGGAAAUAAUGGAGGCAUACUCUGUAGCGAGGCAGUUUAACCUGAUUCCUCCAGUGUGUGAGCAGGCUGAAUAUCAUCUUUUCCAGAGGGAGAAGGUCGAGGUGCAGCUGCCUGAGCUCUACCAUAAGAUAGGUGUUGGCGCCAUGACAUGGUCUCCUUUGGCCUGCGGGAUCAUCACUGGAAAAUAUGAAAACGGUAUCCCAGAAUCCUCCAGGGCAGCUAUGAAGUCAUACCAGUGGCUGAAAGACAAGAUAGUCAGUGAGGACGGACGAAAGCAGCAGGCAAAGCUGAAAGAACUCAGUCAUAUUGCUGAGAAGCUGGGCUGCACUUUGCCUCAACUUGCCGUAGCUUGGUGUCUGCGGAACGAGGGAGUGAGCUCGGUACUAUUAGGGACCUCAAAUGCAGAGCAGCUAACUGAAAACCUGGGAGCCAUACAGGUUCUUCCAAAGAUGACAUCCCAUGUGGUCUCAGACAUUGAUCACAUACUUGGGAACAGGCCAUACAGUAAGAAGGACUAUCGGUCCUAGGGUCUCUGGACACAGGCUCAGGGUGAAGAGAGAUAUGUGUGUAGCAGUAUUCGUGCCCUAGUGGUUCCUGCUCCGAAUCUGUUUGCAUCAUCGGUCUGACCUCUCUCUGUCUGAAGCCUUAGAGUGCGGUCCUCCUUAACCUGUACAUGCAUCCCCUCUGUUUCUGCUAGUGUGCCUUUGCACUCAAACACCACAGCAAGAAUCCCAUUGACUGGCGUCCUGGUGUCAGUUGUAACGGCACUUUGUAGGAGAGCUUCACUCACAAAUGUGAUUUAUGAACCUUACCCAUGCUUGUCCUCUGCUCUCAAAACCAUCAGCCACCAUCCGGGAUGUCUGGCGGUAUUAGCACACAGAGUGGAGGAACAGAGCAUGUCGCCCUCUUGUGUUCAAACGCAGCAACUGCAAACCUGUUUCACAGACUGUAGAGCACAGACCCAGUGGAACAGUGUGCAUCAUAAAGCUGUUUUGCCUGUACAAGAAUGCCUGUGUUGAUAUUUUAUGAAGGAUAUUUUAAAAAGAUUAUGCGUGUUUGCUUUAUAAUGUGAGCCACAGGUACAUGUGGUAGAAGAAUAAAUAAUGCACACAUCCGACCUAUAGGAAAUUACUUGAACGAGGGUAGCAUAAAUCUAUGAAUACAUGCUUACUGAACAUGCAACUGUAUUAUAAACAGACCUCAAGCCGCACUGCAGUAUAAAUAUACAGUAUUAGAGUUGAUCAGACAUGCGUAGAAUAUAUUAUGCCAGCAGACUAAUGCAUUCAUGAUAAUGUUAUAUAAAUGAAUGACUUGUUUUUCCUUUUAGUAACAGUAUGGAAGAUAUUCAGAGGAAAACAACUGCAAGGGAUCCCCUUGUGAAAAAGAAGCGAGCUUAAUUGUAUUAAACGUGCACAUUUAGUGUACUUCAAAAAGUAUGUUUUUUAAAAACUAUACUUUUAAAUAACAUAAUAUCAAUGAAGGCCAUGUAAGUGUACUGAAAUAUAGAGCAUUUUCAUGAACAUUUUUCGUAAUACACUUAAAUGGAUUUUGGAAGAAAGUCAAAUGAAAAGAAUUACUUUUAAAGGAGAAGUUCACAGAACAAAAAUUCAAUCACCCCCUCGUCAUCCAAGGUGUUCAUGUCUUUCUUUCUUCAGUCGAUAAGAAAUUAUAUUUCUUAAAGAAACAAUUCAGUUCUCCAUAUAUUGGACUUCAAUGGUGCCCCCAAGUUUGAACUUCCAAAAUACAGUUUAAAUUUUUAAAUAAAUAUCUAGCCAUUUUUAAACAAACUGACAAUUUAUAUUCCAGUAUAUCUUUUUAACCUCAACCUCGUCUUGUCUCGUUUCUGCGAUGUGCUUGCGUAGUCUGUGUAAUCCGGGUCAAUACAGUUAGGGUAUGCUGAAAAACCCCCAUCUCGUUUUCUUCUUCAACGUCAAAAUUGUCCUACAUCACUGUUUAACCUUUUUUUGUAACAGGCGUUUGAUCUUUGCAUGUUCACUUUGGAAACACUGGGUCGGUACUUCUGCAGUGAUGUAGGACAAUUUUAAAGUUGGGGAAGAAAACAAAUGAUGUUUUUCAACAUUCCCUAACUGUAUUGACCAUAAUGAACCGGAAAAAAACUGAGUUCACAGACUUAGACAAGAUGAGCGUUUGAGGUUAAACAGUAUAUAAAUUGUCAAUUUGUUUCGAAAAUGGCCGAUCGUUUUGCUAGAUCAUUUAAAGCCAUUUGAAGCUGCAUUUAAACUGCAUUUUGGAAGUUCAAACUUGGGGGCACCAUUGAAGUCCAUUAUAUGGAGAUAAUUCCUAAAUUUUAUUCCUCAAGAAACAUAAUUUCUUAUCAACAGAAGAAAGAAAGACACAAACAUCUUGGAUAACAAGGGGGAGAGUAAACUAUCUGUAAAUUUUUGUUCUGGAAGUGAACUUCUCCUUUAAGUACAUGUUAAGUCAUUAUGUUUUAAUAAUCGGUUGUUGUGCUCUAAAGAAGUACACUUAUUUUUAUGUGUUGACUAACAUAUUAAAGCACAUUUAAAGAACUUUAUUAUAUUGUGUGUUAUGCGUAGUGUGUAGUGUGUUAAUACAUUUAAAAUUACUAUAUUUUAAAUGUACUGAAUUGCAGCUUCAUUAUUAUUAUAAAUGUGUAAUUACAUAUAUUUUUUAAUUUAUUAUAUAUAGGUUUCAAUUGAAAUUACAUGAAAAUAUAUUUUAGUUUACCAUAAAUGCUUGUCAGUACAUAUUAACCACAUUUCAAAAACAAAAUAAAUAAUUAUGAAAGUACAAAUAAAGAUGUACUUAAAGGGAUAGUUCACCCAAAAACAAAAAUUCUGUCAUUAAUUACUCACACUCAUAUUGUUCCAAACCUGUAAGACCUUCGUUCAUCUUUGGAACACAAAUUAAGAUAUUUUUGUUGAAAUGAGAGCUUUCUGAACCUGCAUAGACAGCAACGCAACUACCACGUUCAAGGCCCAGAAAGUUACUAAGGACAUUAUUAAAAUAGUCCAUGUGACAUCAGUGGUUCAACCUUAAUUUUAUGAAGCUACAAGAAUACUUUUUGGUGCAAAGAAAACAAAAAUAACAAAUUUAUUCAACAAUUUCAACAAGGUCCUCUACUAUCUUUCUGGGCCUUGAAUGUGUCAGUUGCAUUUCUGUCUAUGCAGGGCAGAAAGCUCUCGGAUUUAAUAAAAAAAUAUCUUAAUUUGUGUUCCAAAGAUGAACAAAGGUCUUACGGUUUUGGAAAGACAUGAGGGUGAGUCAUUAAUGAAAGAAUUUUCAUUUUUGAGUGAACUAACCCAUUAAGUCCAAUUUAAGUGGACCAAAAAACACUCUAAAUUUCAGCAAACAACAUUUAAUAUAAAUUUAAACUAUAAUAAGUACUCUUUUUAAAAGUAUUCUAAAGUCUUCUUCUUUUUCACAAGGGUAGUUCACCCAAAAAUGAACAUUCUGUCAUCAUUUACUUCACCCUCAUGUCGUUCCGAACUUGAAUGACUUUUUCUUCUAUAAGAUGUAUGAAUAACUGUUUGAAUAACUGUAUGAAUAACUAAUGUAUAAAUGACAGUCCACUGGGUCAAAAACAAGAAGUAACCCAAAAAAUCCUGUUGUUUAAGAAAUUUUUAAGAAAAAAAGAAAAAAAAACUGAGGGUCAGUGAAUGACAAGUUUUCAUUUUGGAGUGGACUGUCCCUUUAAGAAACCAAGGAGCUCCUGAUAUGCAUGGCAGCGUUAAGAUAUAAUGGGAGCGAAUCUGAUUUACUGUUUUCGGGUGCCUCAUGUUUGAUUUUAUAGCUCUGUCUCGCCCUACUUGAAAGCCAUACUUUAUCACGCCCUAGAUAUUUUAAACACAGAUGAGCUGCUUUACCCUGUAGUAUUUCGAUUCUCAGAGUGUUUAGAUUCAUUUGAAACCUGUCUUGAUGAAACACAAUGGCUCUGUAUAAAAAACAUAAAGGGUGAAACUUCAAAAAUAGUGUUUUGAGAAACCCAGAAGGCUUUAUGAGAUCCGUGUGUACAUAGUGUUACCUUUAGUCUCCCUGCGGAGUGCCUUGAUUCUCACCUGCAUGAACAUUAGGGCUUGCCCAUUCUCCCAUGGGUCCAUGAGUGUAAUACUGUGAGCUUUUCUCAAUUGUAAAUGAUGUCUUUUACAGAAACUAAGAAAUCACACCACGUGGUGACUAUUGUUUUCUAAAGUUUGUAACAUUGUUUUGGAGAAAAGAGGAGCUGUUGGAUACACAGGCUGUUCUGAGUCUCUGCAUCAGGGUCUUUUAUCAUAUCAUGCAUCUCUCUCCCUGUAUGGCAGCAGUAACUUCUGUAAAUAUAAAUAUGUAAACAGUACAUAGAGGUAGAUUAUAUGCUUGAAAUAAAAACGCAUAUGGCCAGUAAACCCAUGUGUGUUUC